CCCAAACCAUUUGUAUGGAGAGUAUGUAAUUCUGGCAACAAAAUAUCAAGAAUUCAAUCACCAACCGAUGCUGCUCUCUGCAACUUCAGCUAACCCAUGGAAUCCCCCCUCUCCCGCAUUUGACAUUGCUUCGAAAUGUAAAACCCGGACAGAAAUUAACCAAAUCCAUGCAAAUCUGAUCACUACAGGCCAUAUCCACAACCCUUCUCUCACCUCAAAGAUUAUUCUCGAUUUCGCCUUUUCUCCACACAAACCGAGUCUCGAUUUUGCCAGAAAUCUUUUCUUCAGUUUCAAUUACAGAGACCCAUUUCUAUGGAACGCAAUUAUCAAGUCGUACUCGCACGGAGACGAGCCGGAGAGUGCAUUCCAGUUGUUUGUGCUAAUGCUUGUGAGAGAUAUAUUGCCGGAUGAGUAUUCCUUCUCGUUGGUGCUAAAAUCUUGCUCUAGGUUGAGUUUAUUGAGCAGAGGAAUCCAGAUUCAUGGGCUGAUGUUGAAACUCGGGUUCGGGUCUGAUUUAUUCCUGCACAACUGUUUGAUUUCCAUGUAUGUUAAAUGUGGGAUUGUUCAAUUGGGGAGGCAGGUUUUCGAUAGGAUGUUAAAGGAUUCCUUUUCGUACAAUCUGAUGAUUGAUGGAUAUGUGAAGCGCGGGAUGGUGAGUUCUGCGAGAGAACUGUUUGAUGCAAUGCCACCGGAGAUGAAAACUUUGGUUUCUUGGAACACUAUGAUUAGUGGCUACUUGAAAAGGGAGAAUGGAUUUGAGAGUGCUAAGGAAUUGUUUGAUAAAAUGCCGCAGAGGGACUUGGUUUCUUGGAAUCUCUUGAUUGAUUGCUCCGCGAAGAGUGGAAAGAUGGAGAUUGCUAGUGACUUGUUUGAUCGAAUGCCGAAAAGGGAUGUUGUGAGCUGGGCUAGUAUGAUUGAUGGCUAUGCUAAACUAGGAGAUGUGGAUGCUGCAAGAGGCUAUUUUGAUGCCAUGCCUCGACGUGAUGUGGUUUCCUGCAAUGCGAUGAUGGCUGGUUAUGUUAGUAAUGGAUGCUAUGAUGAGGCACUAAAACUGUUCGGUGACAUGUUAGGGAGGGCUUCUGAUUUGGCUCCGGAUAGUGUUACUCUGUUGGCUGCUCUUUCAGCAGCAACACAGUUGGGCUGCAUCGAUCAAGGCAUGGCAAUUCAAGGAUACAUGGAGGAAAAUGGGUUCACCACGUGUGGAAAACUAGGUGUUGCUUUAGUUGACAUGUAUGCAAAGUGUGGGAGCAUAGAGCAAGCCAUUGAUGUGUUUGAGGGCAUCCAAGAGAAAACCAUUGAUCAUUGGAAUGCCAUGAUUGGUGGCUUGGCCAUUCACGGGCUAGGCGAUUUAGCUUUUGACUUAUUCAUUGAGAUGGAGAGGCUCUCUCUCGAACCAGAUGACAUUACAUUCGUUGCAGUUCUCCAUGCUUGUGGUCAUUCCGGGAUGAUGAAGGAAGGCAUGAUUUGCUUCGAGGUUAUGAGACGACUGCACAAGAUGGUGCCGAAGGUGCAGCACUACGGCUGUAUGGUCGACAUACUUAGCCGAGCGGGGCACAUAGAAGAGGCUGCAAAGUUUGUGGAGCAAAUGCCUAUUCAGCCAAAUGAUGUGGUUUUGAGGACUUUGCUAAGCGCUUGUUCAACUUAUGAGAACUUGGACAUUGGGGAGCCCCUUGCCAAGCAUCUGAUCAGGCUAGAUUCAAACGAUGCAAGUUCAUACGUGCUUUUGUCGAAUAUGUAUGCUCAUUUUGGGCUUUGGGACUUUGUUAGAAAGGUUAGAACAUUGAUGAAACAGAGGGAGGUAAACAAGGUUCCUGGCUGCAGCUGGCUCGAGCUCGAGGGCACGAUGCACGAGUUCUUCGUUGGUAGCACAUUUGAUCACAAGGCAAUCGGUCUUGAAUUAGAUGGUAGCUCCUCUGCAAUAAGCAUGGACAGAGCCAGAUUGAGUUGAUGGUAUGUUUCUUGUAUAUUCAUGUAACAUUUCAAUAAUACUAGUUUGUAAAUUGGCAUGUUAAUAUUUAAACAGCAAAUUUUAGAGAAUCUCUUUACUGUAGA
Messenger RNA from Salvia hispanica, 2052 nucleotides. It is a transcript of the gene CRR4, whose product is annotated as Pentatricopeptide repeat (PPR) superfamily protein. NCBI's taxonomy places the organism in Eukaryota, Viridiplantae, Streptophyta, Magnoliopsida, Lamiales, Lamiaceae. Gene Ontology annotation, biological process: RNA modification. The record is from RefSeq and is a predicted model, not a curated record. Gene Ontology annotation, molecular function: RNA binding; protein binding.